UUCUCUCCCUUUCCUACACCUUUCCAGACGAUUUACCAUUCCACAUGGAUUCAGUAAUUGGAAUUUUAAAAGACUUGGAACUCCAUCUGAAUGUUACUUCAGACCUGGCUGUUAUGGCGCUUUUCCAGGAGUUGGAAUAUGGUAACAAUGAGCUGUGGCAGCAUUUUCUUGGUCCAGUGAUUUCAGUGCCCUCAAAUGUGUCUUACUUGAAUGAGCAGCAGAGGUCUUUCCUCAAACACCUGAUGAAUCACACAGUUGAUGCUUCUUUGGUAGAGCAUGGGGUGGUCUUAACCCCUGAUGGGACCACAGUUUCCCUUGGACCUCUUAUUGCUGGAAUAGCAGCCGGAUUCAAAAGAAGACAUGACAUGGCUGUUCUUUACACACCUUUGGUCACUGACCCCGCAAAUAGCUCUCGUGUGGAUCCCCUCUUUGCUACUACGAUUGCGGUGGACCUUGGCAUGGCUUUUCUGCUCUUUCACACAGAGCAGAGCCCAGUGGCCCUGGGGCCAAAUGGCUGCUGGGAUAAUAUCUCUGCACCUCACACAUUCACCUUGAUGGGACCUCCUUCCCAUAUUACUGAUGCUUUCAUCAAUGGAGCAAUGGAUGGCCUCAUUCUUGGAACCUUUGUGGCAGAGAAACCUGAGCCACCACCCAACAUCAGUGGCCUGCUGGGUAGCUACUAUGGAGGAGAAGCGCUAGAGAAGGGAAAUCACCAGAUCCGGAGCAAUUUCCGGCGGAAGAACUUUGCAGCCCUGGUGAGCGAGCAAAAACUAAGGGAUCAAGUAGGAAGUUCCAUGCACCUGCUCAGGCAGCUGAAUAAAGACAGUCCCCUCUUUGAAGACAUCACAAGUGAAGAAAUAGUACUUCUUGCAAAACAGGUGGUAGAAGAAUUUAUGGCAUUGUAUGUAGAGUGUCCUGCCAUCAUCCCAAGGUGCAUGUGGGGGGCCCAGCCCUACAGAGGAACACCAACCCAGCUAAAGUUGCCCUUGGACUUUGUAUACAUCCACCAUACUAGCACUCCUUCAGAGCCAUGCAGAACCUUCUCAGCAUGUGCAGCUGACAUGCGCUCCAUGCAGCGAUUCCACCAAGAUGUCCGUGGCUGGGAUGACAUUGGCUACAGGUCAGCAAUGUCCUGAUGCAGCGUCCAUCCA
Messenger RNA from Sceloporus undulatus (fence lizard), 1151 nucleotides. It is a transcript of the gene PGLYRP2, whose product is annotated as peptidoglycan recognition protein 2. The record is from RefSeq and is a predicted model, not a curated record. Gene Ontology annotation, biological process: peptidoglycan catabolic process; defense response to Gram-positive bacterium; detection of bacterium. Lineage: Eukaryota; Metazoa; Chordata; Lepidosauria; Squamata; Phrynosomatidae. The transcript has 2 exons. Gene Ontology annotation, molecular function: peptidoglycan binding; zinc ion binding; N-acetylmuramoyl-L-alanine amidase activity. The coding region runs from base 45 to 1136 and encodes 363 amino acids.